This is a messenger RNA of Pogonomyrmex barbatus (red harvester ant), 636 nucleotides long. RefSeq lists its product as uncharacterized. The record is from RefSeq and is a predicted model, not a curated record. Lineage: Eukaryota; Metazoa; Arthropoda; Insecta; Hymenoptera; Formicidae.
AAUAGAACAUAAAGUAAUCUCAUAUUUUUUGGUACUUGAGAAAAGCGAAAUAUUUCUUCUGAAGUACAUAAAUUAUCUCGCUAAGUCAAAAAGUUAAUUAAGUAUACAAGAUUUAUCUCCGAUUUCUCUACUGGAACGUCUCAAUUUACCUAAGUUAUUUUCAAAUCAGUAAAUAAGCUAACUUUCCCAAUGAUCCUCUACGCCGAAGAUUGAAGCAUCAAAGAAACCAUUGACGAGAAUCGGUUUACCACGCGUGUCGAAUGGGCGGUGAUAAUGCAAUGGAACGGAGACGAGGUCGUGGACUCGAAGGAGGAGAAAAGGAGAGAUAGCGGAACACGGUCAACUUCCGCGUGGGCCUAUCUUGGGCCCGCAAAAUGGCGGCGACAGAGGCGUUUGUCCGUUGUAGCAACCUCAGAAGGAUUUAUAUUCACGACGACGAAGAUUCAACCGGAGUUACCCAACGAGGCAGCUGGGACCCAUAAUGGACUGUGGCGAAACCGGGCCUUGAGUGUGCCCGCGGGGGCGUUUUCACGGGCAAUUAAUGCGGCCUUAAAGGAACCGCUCGAAACGCCCCCGCGAAACGAAACUGAUUCACACCUCUCGAUUAAAUCGAAGCCGUCAUUUGUGCACGUCUAA